AUGCCUGCACCUCAGAUAACGCCCAGUUCCAAAGAUGGUUCGAGGGGGCGCCGUGCGGCCAAGAUCCGACAGUGCUCGACGUGUGGUCGCACUUUCGCUAAGACGGAUCACCUCGAGAGGCAUGUCAGAUCUCAUACCAAGGAGAAGCCAUUUAUCUGUACGAAGUGCGGCAGGAAAUAUGGUCGACACGAUACCCUGCUUCGGCAUCAGAAGGAUCACUCGGACGACCCUUCCGUCGUUGUCGAAGAAGAACAAAGCGGCACCAGCGAUGCGAUUACCAUCGACACCUCGCAAGUCUUUCCAAGCAACACGGCCGCCCUCGAUGAAACGGCAUGCUCGGCUGAAAGAAGCCAAAUAACCACCAACGAUGCCUCUGUCGAUAUGUACCAGACAAACUUCACCUCCAGUCAUUUGAGUAGUGGGUUGGACAUGACACUGGAUCCUUUUACUUUUGAUCUCGAGACUCAGUUCCCCUCCUGGCUCGUUGACAGCGACCUCCAUAACGGCAUUUUGGAUACCCCUCUGGUGGCGACUAUGGCAGAGCUGCGACCUGGCUGGCCAGAAAGCCCAGAUAUUACUUUCGGUGGGACUACCAACUACAAGCCUGUGUCAAACAUGAAGCGGAUCUGGUUCACAGCAAACGACGACGGCGACGAGGUCGUGCCUCAAUCAGGACCUACAACACCUCCUGGGUCUCGCGACGAGGUGGACGACUCGUACCGGCAAACGCUUACUCAAAGCCUCCAAAUCCGACCCAUGAAGGAACAGACCGCUCUUCCGUCGGCAGAUUUCCUCAAUCUUUGCGUCAGAUCAUAUUUUGCACGAUUUCAUCCUGUAUUCCCAGUCGUACACGCCCCGACAUUCCGCCCUUCAAAGGCGAAUUCGAUGGUACUACUGUCCAUCUGUUCUGUAGGCAGUCUCUUCACCGGAUCAGUGCAUGCAAUUCGCCAAGGUGUACAGAUAUAUGAUAGGCUACACAAAGCCGUGCUCGCCAAUUGGGAUCGGCUCCUUGCGCGAGGAAUUGAUCAGAAGAUUUCGCUCAUCCAGACUGCUAUCAUCGGGCAAACCUUCGGCCUGCUCUCUGGGGAGCCGAGACACCUGGCAAUCGUCGAUGCAUUCAAUGGAACGUUGAUCUCAUGGGCGCGACGUUCUGCGACAUUCAAGACCAAAAAGAUGGUCGGCCUUGACCUCAACGUGUCCUCAACGGAGCUGGACAAGAAGUGGCGAGAAUGGGCGAGAAACGAAGAGCUCAUCCGAAUCGCGCUGAGCGUGCAUAUCCACGAUGCGGAACUCGCUGCCAUGUUCCAUCAUGAGCCCUUCCUUCGGCACAAUUCUCGUCAGCUACCCGUAGCCGCAUCAAACCAGACAUUCAUGGCUGUUCGGGCGGAUGAGUGGCGCAAGGCAUAUCUGAGCGACCCAAGCAACCUCGAAACUAGCAAUGCCACGCCGGCCUCGAUUGAUGAGCAUCUAGACUUCGACCUCCUCGCUAUGCCAAACAACAGCCACUUUACGGCUUACACCGUUCUUGAAGGCAUUUGCGCUAAUAUAGUGGAAACCGGGUUGAAUGGGACCACGCAAUCGAAUCCAGAUGAGAUUCUGACCACGUUGACGUCGUUUCAUCGACACUUCCUACAAGAAUCAGCCGCCUGGGAAGCGGAUCAUAUGGACAUGAGCAUAUUGUGGCACCUUGCAUUUAUGAUCAUGUUUGCUGAUUUCGACCUCUUGGAACGGGCCAUUGGGAGAGACGGCUCUGAGCUUUCACCAGAAGACCUGCACGCAGUCACACUGUGGGCGAACUCAGAUCAAGCCCGGCGAUGCGUCAUCCACGGCUUGAUCAUCCAGAAAAAGCUGGAGAAUUUGCCCCUCGGAUUUGAGCCUGCAAUCCAUGUACCCCGAGCAAUGUUCCGCGCGGGUAUUGCAUGGUUUUGCUAUACUCGAUUUGGUUCUGAGCAGGAUAGUGGACAACGAACAACAGCUACUACCGAUAGCACAGAGUACCCUGAGUUCAAGUUAAUUGGCGUCAAUCCGGCUUUACUGCUCUUCCAAGCCAGCGGUUACAAGCAUGGGAAGCCCACGACGACCGAGACCAACGCAUCGCUCAGCGGGCUGACUGACCUCUUGAGGCGAAUAGGGCACUGGGAGAUCGCGAGAAGAUUUGCCGCCAUACUAGGAGCCCUGUUGCACAACGAAGCGGAAUGA
Molecule: messenger RNA, 2199 nt
Organism: Cladophialophora carrionii CBS 160.54
Lineage: Eukaryota; Fungi; Ascomycota; Eurotiomycetes; Chaetothyriales; Herpotrichiellaceae
Exons: 2
Coding region: 1-2199 (732 amino acids)
Biological process (GO): regulation of transcription by RNA polymerase II; DNA-templated transcription
Cellular component (GO): chromatin
Molecular function (GO): RNA polymerase II cis-regulatory region sequence-specific DNA binding; zinc ion binding; DNA-binding transcription factor activity, RNA polymerase II-specific
Source: RefSeq, a predicted model, not a curated record